UAAAAACAUGGCGGCAGUGUAUACAUGUAUAUGUGCAUAUAUGUAAUUGUGUUUACCGCGUUGUAUACGAUAAAAUUGUCUGGCUACAAACUGUAAUAUUAAAAAUUUCAACAUGCCAACUUGUUGUGUUCCACAUUGUAAAAAUUAUUAUCAGAAAGGCUUUUCACUCUACUCGCUUCCUGCAGAUCUUACUAGAAGAGCAUUGUGGAUUACCAAUAUUGGGAGACAGGAAUGGAAUUCCUCGAGAAAAUGGUUUAUAUGCAAAGUACACUUCUCCGAUAAUAUGUGGGAGAAGCCUCACAUUGAUGGAAAGCGAAAAUUAAAGCAACAUGCAGUUCCAACAAUUUUCGAUAAUAUACUUACUUGCUGAUACAAGAAAUGUUACAAAUGAAAAGUCAGCUUUGAAGAUAGUUUCAGAUAAUAAUGAUGAUAAUGGAGCUAACCCAAAUCCUUCUAUGACAAGACAAAACUCAUGUGAAGACAAA
Harpegnathos saltator (Jerdon's jumping ant) is the source of this 485-nucleotide messenger RNA. RefSeq names its product THAP domain-containing protein 7-like. Lineage: Eukaryota; Metazoa; Arthropoda; Insecta; Hymenoptera; Formicidae. The transcript has 4 exons. The coding region runs from base 113 to 370 and encodes 85 amino acids. The record is from RefSeq and is a predicted model, not a curated record.